GAGCUUUUAGCCGUGGUUUAUUGGCCAUAUACCACAACCCUGAAGUGCCUUACUGGUUACAAAUGUAAUUAGAGCAAUAAAAAUGUAUAUUUUGUCAUAGCUGUGUCAUAUCAGUCCGUAUACCAUGGGGAUCAGCCAAUCCGCAGGGCUCGAGCCAUUUAUAGGCUACCUUAGACAUUUAGACUCAUGCAUGUGAUUUUUAAGGCACAAUGUGCAAUUUUAAACACAUUUGUUUUGUCUUAGCCUUCAGGAGUAGGUGGUUAAGGUCAUUGAAUUUGUAUUAUUUUCCAGUCAUCUGUUCAAGCAAGUGAAUUCUUGCCCACAUCAUAAAUAAAAAGUUACGGUUGCUUUUAGUUGUCUAACCCACGGACCUCCUUUGGUUGCCUCAAUAGGAUGCACUUCAUGGAAUGGAACAUGACUGGUCCAGGAAUACGCUUUGCUUUCAAAUGAGACAUGGAAAGAAACUGAGAAUAAUAGACAAGGAACCUCUCACGUAACACUUCAAGUCUGUCUGUCUUUUCAGGUCAUCCUACUCAACGAGCACUCACUUGUUACAUUAUUGCGGCGCUGCAGACUCCUCAAUAACAAAGCUGUAUGAUAAAGAUGCCACGGUCUUUUCUGGUGAAGAAACAUCUCACUAAUAAGAAGCCAAACUAUGGAAUUCUGGAUUCAAAAUCAGACGCUCUCCACACCAGCCUGUUCUAUCUUGAGGUCCCCUUUUACAUCCCCAGCACUCCUCAGCCCCUGGAAGGUUGGCUGCCAGGGCCAAGUCUCAUCCCCACACCAGCAUCCAUGCACUCUCCCAAGGUAGACAGGCUGCCUUCAAGGGACACCAGCUUGUCCCUGCAUAGCUCAACACAGGAAUUCACCUACCCCCUGUCAGUGUCUCACAACAAUCCGCUAAGAGACUCACAGUCCGCAUUUAAGUCCCUGGGAACCAUGGAACACCAGACCUUCCUGCUCUCACAGGACUUCAGACACCCGGAGGAGAGGGGCAGCAUGCCUAAUCCCCUCCUGGGCCUUGUUCACUCUAGUGUUAGUCAGGAGCGCUUUGAAUGCUUUGACUGCCACAAAGCCUACUUCACCUUCUCUGGGCUGGCCAAGCACAGGCAGUUGCACUGUGAGUGGCAGUGUCACAAGUACUUCUGCUGCAGGUACUGUGACAAGGAGUACGUGAGUCUGGGAGCUCUGAAGAUGCACAUCCGAACACACACACUGCCCUGCGUCUGCAAGCUCUGUGGGAAGGCCUUCUCCAGGCCUUGGCUGCUCCAGGGACACAUUCGCACACAUACAGGUGAGAAGCCCUUCUCCUGCCCACACUGCAGCCGGGCGUUUGCUGACCGCUCCAACCUCCGAGCACACCUACAGACACACUCUGACAUCAAGAAAUACCAGUGCAAGAGUUGCUCCAAAACCUUCUCCAGGAUAUCUCUGCUCUGCAAGCAUGAAGAGGCUGGCUGCUCCCCACUCUCCUGAUUCCGUUUACUGCCAGUGCUGCCCACUCUGUGCCUAUUGCCUACUUGCCUAGACUAAUAUCUGGUUCUAUUAACAUCAGACUUCCCUCACAAAGCACUGGAGAUGGACUACUAUUAGUGACACGGAGCUCUGACUACUGUAUGUUUUUGGUCUCUGACAUUUCAAGCUCGUGAAAUAAGCACAAUGGACUGUGUCCAAAGACGUUCUUACGUCAUAUAUUUGACAUAUGAAGUAGUUGUAUGACAUCAAGACAAAUAGAGAAAAGUUGUUAUCGCAUGCUGCCAAAAAUACUUGAAAUUUAAAGCCUUGAAGUUUUUGAUUGUGUUAUUGAUGAUUACCUGUGUCUUUUGAGGAAAUGUAUAGCUGGAGUAUACAAUUUUGAAUGAACUUUGUUUAAAGACAAUAAAUACCUAUUUUUGUACAA
Molecule: messenger RNA, 1900 nt
Organism: Oncorhynchus gorbuscha (pink salmon)
Lineage: Eukaryota; Metazoa; Chordata; Actinopteri; Salmoniformes; Salmonidae
Product: zinc finger protein SNAI2-like
Exons: 4
Coding region: 595-1476 (293 amino acids)
Biological process (GO): regulation of DNA-templated transcription
Molecular function (GO): DNA-binding transcription factor activity, RNA polymerase II-specific; RNA polymerase II cis-regulatory region sequence-specific DNA binding
Source: RefSeq, a predicted model, not a curated record